AUGUCCUCCAACGUUGGUUUAUCCACUCCCCGCGGCAGCGGUACAUCAGGCUACGUCCAACGCAACAACGCCUUCAUCAAACCCCGCAGCACAGGCUCAGGUGCCCCCUACCCACCCCUCACAGGCGCAAACGGCAGCGGCCCAGACUACGGCUUCAAGCAGCGUGUACCCGAUAAGCAGAUCCUGGAACAUGAUCGGCGCCGUGCGAUUGAGGUGAAGGUUAUGGAGGAGCGGGAGAGACUGGAAGAGGAGAACGAGAAGAUUGAGGAGGAGAUUAGUGCCAAUAAGAAGAAGGGUAGCGGCAAAAAGAAGGAUGUUGAGGCCGAAGAGAAGGAGGAGGGGGAGGAGGAUGGGGAUCGGGGCGUGCGGAGGGUGCUUUCUGAAGAGGAGAUUGAUGAGCGGUGUGAGGUUCUUAGGAAGAGGUUGCUCAAGGAGAUGGAGGAUGCAGCUGGAGCUGGGGAUAGACCAGGGCCUGUGCGGAGGAAGUGGGAUUCUGGGUCUGGGUCUGGGUCUGGGAAGGAUCGGAGGAUUAAGUCUUAUCAGGUUCAUGAGCUGGCUGAGGCUAAGAUUGAGGAGAGUGAACGGUUGCGGAGAGCGUUGGGGAUUCGAGAGGAUAGAGAGACUGGGGCUAUUAGUAGUACUCGGGAAAGAAGGCCGAGGGAUUCUCGGGAUUGA
This is a messenger RNA of Penicillium odoratum, 675 nucleotides long. RefSeq names its product U2-type spliceosomal complex subunit CWC21 (gene cwc21). The record is from RefSeq and is a predicted model, not a curated record. NCBI's taxonomy places the organism in Eukaryota, Fungi, Ascomycota, Eurotiomycetes, Eurotiales, Aspergillaceae. The transcript has a single exon. The coding region runs from base 1 to 675 and encodes 224 amino acids.